Molecule: messenger RNA, 879 nt
Organism: Emiliania huxleyi CCMP1516
Lineage: Eukaryota; Haptophyta; Isochrysidales; Noelaerhabdaceae
Exons: 1
Coding region: 1-879 (292 amino acids)
Biological process (GO): glutathione metabolic process
Molecular function (GO): glutathione transferase activity
Source: RefSeq, a predicted model, not a curated record
AUGCGGUCGGGGCUCCGACGCCUCGCUGUGCCCGCUGCGCUGACCGCUGCCGCGACGACGGCGCUCGGUGCCGGCCGCUUGGUGGCCUCUCAGAGCGGUCACGUCGCCGCGGCGAGCGCGGAGGCCGACGCCUCGCCGGCGAUCGACGCGGACUCGGCGGCGGCGUCUCCGAGCGGCGAGCGGCGUCCUCCGCCCGCCUGGGUGGCGCACCGUCACCCGAGCAUCCUGAUCAAAUACUUUGACGCUCGAGGCGUGAUGGAGGUCAGCCGGCUCGCCCUCGCGCUGGGCGGCGUCGCCUUCACCGAGACGCGCUGGCCGCUCGACGUCUCCAAGAUGGAGGACGGGCUCGCGGUGGCGGCGCCAGAGUACUGCGCGGCGGUGGACAGCGGCGAGCUGGACGCAAACCUCGGACGCGGGCCGGUGGUGGUGGUGGGGGGCGAGACCGUGCUCGCCCAGUCCAAGGCGAUCGAGCGCUUCUUCGCGCGCAUGCUCGGGCUGAUGGGCGAGGACGAGCUCUCCGCCGCCGCGGUGGACGCCUUCACUGAGCACGUGCGCGACCUCAAGGAGAAAUACCAGCGGGCGCGCGGCGCGGGCGGAGCCGAGCGCGAGCGCGCGCUCGCCGACUUUUAUGGGCAGACGCUGCCCGACUUUCUGCAGCAGCUCGAGAAGACGGUCGCGCCGGGCGGGCACGUCGUCGGCGGCCACCUGUCGCUCGCCGACGUGACGCUGUACCAGACCUUCACCGACUACUUCGACGACCCGGCCAAGGCGGCGGCGGCGAUGCUCGGCUGCCCGCGGCUGCUGGCCGCCUUUGACGCCGUCGAGUCGCACCCGAGAGUGAAGCAGUACAUGGCGGGACGCAAGCAGACGAGGCUGUGA